AUGUACUUGCCCUUGAACAACAACUCCGAAGAGUUUCGGACUGUGACACUCCAACCCGGCAAUUUCGAGGACGAAGUAGAAUGCCUUCUCAACACUGUUUCGGCGAUUGAUCAACUAUCCAACCGAUAUGAGGCUCUAUCAUAUGUUUGGCGGUCCCCAGAAUCCACUACUGCAAUCAAGCUUAAUGGAAAAACCCAUCAAGUGACGAAAAAUCUGGAAUCAGCACUGCGACACCUACGCUACAUUAAGCAUCCAAGAGUGCUUUGGGUUGACGCAAUCUCUAUAAACCAAGAUGACAUCGAGGAACGGAACCGAGAAGUAACAAGGAUGGGUCAAAUAUACAGUCAGGCCGCUGGUGUUGACGCAUGGCUGGGUGAAAGCUUUGAAAAUAGCAAUUUAGCUCUGGAUGCGUUCGGUGUGUUUCCAACGUCGAUGGAUGUGCACUGGAGACCGCACGAAAAUGAAGCACUGCAAAAUCUCGUAUGCGAUGAGGCAACGAUGGAUGCUCUCUCUAAACUGUUCAAACGGCCAUGGUGGCAUCGUAUGUGGAUUGUUCAGGAAGCCACUCUUGCCAAAAAUCUCACCUUCGUCUGUGGCAGCCGUCAGAUAACUUGGGAUACUUUUUUGGUCCCAGCAAAAUGCUAUCAGAAACAUUUUGGAUUCUGCUGCAACGCGUCUGUCAAUGUCACCUGGCCCAUCGAAUCUCUCGGUCAUUUCUUCCGUCCUAUUGUCGUCAUCAGCGGCUCCCGCUCAUUACACGAAACUAUGGACAUUGAACGUUUGAUUCCACCCUUCCGUGGUCGCAUAUGCACUGAUCCUUGA
Molecule: messenger RNA, 822 nt
Organism: Glarea lozoyensis ATCC 20868
Lineage: Eukaryota; Fungi; Ascomycota; Leotiomycetes; Helotiales; Helotiaceae
Exons: 1
Coding region: 1-822 (273 amino acids)
Source: RefSeq, a predicted model, not a curated record